Fusarium redolens is the source of this 1392-nucleotide messenger RNA. Its product is annotated as pyridoxal phosphate-dependent transferase. The record is from RefSeq and is a predicted model, not a curated record. The transcript is spliced from 6 exons. Gene Ontology annotation, molecular function: pyridoxal phosphate binding; transaminase activity. Lineage: Eukaryota; Fungi; Ascomycota; Sordariomycetes; Hypocreales; Nectriaceae. Gene Ontology annotation, biological process: amino acid metabolic process; biosynthetic process. The coding region runs from base 1 to 1392 and encodes 463 amino acids.
AUGGCAUCUUCAAAGGCAAACCUCUCAAAGAGAGGCGAGGUAUUCGCGACGCCGACGAGUAAGAUGCCAAUGUUGGAUGUAGUCAGCGACCUAUGGCAUCCAGAAGCAAACCCUGACGGAUACAUCAGUCUCGGAGUUGCUGAGAAUACUCUCAUGCAUAAAGAAUUGACACAGCAUAUCACGGAAAAUUUCAGCGUUGAUAGUCAUGCUUUAACAGCAGGCGACGGCUUCACUGGCUCUCAUCGCCUACGAAAUACCCUCGCAAGUUUCAUCAGCCGCCACUUUAGCCCAUAUGAACAAGUCAUCAAAGACCAAGUUAUCGUCACCUCGGGUGUAGGUCAGGCAAUCGAACUCAGUGGCUUCGCGCUCUGCGACAAAGGCGAUGGUGUGUUGCUUGCGCGACCUCAUUAUGGAAACUUUCCUAUCGAUUUAGGUUAUCGAGUAGAAGCAAAGAUUGUUGGUGUCUCGUUUGGGGACAUAGACCCCUUCAGCGUCGAGACUGUUGCGGCUUACGAGAAAGCUUUAGAGGAGGCUGAAAAACAGGGGAUUCGCGUGAGAGUCUUUCUGUUGUGUAAUCCUCACAAUCCACUGGGUCGUUGUUAUACUCCCGAGGUUCUGAAAGCGUACAUGCAAUUCUGUCAGAAACAUAGCCUGCACCUCAUCAGUGACGAGGUAUAUGCUCUAUCGGUCUGGGAGAACCCAGAAGCCCCUAAUGCACCAGGAUUCACUUCAGCUUUGGCAAUUGAUCCCGAUGGGUUGAUCGAUAGAGACUUGAUCCACGUGCUUUGGGGCAUGGGCAAGGACUUUGGCUCCUGUGGUAUCAGAAUAGGCUGCCUGAUCAGUCGGAACGAGGCAUUUCUUCGUGCGUGCGAAGCAAACUCCUACUUCUCUGGCCCUUCAUCACUAGCUGACCUCGCUACCGCACGUGUACUCGACGACGAUGCUUUCAUUGAGAGUUACGUCAAAACCAAUCGAUUGCGGCUAGCUGAGAACUAUACACUGACAACAAAGUUCCUUGAAAGCCAUCAGAUUCCAUACAAGAAAGGGUCUAACGCGGGUUUGUUCGUCUGGGCUGAUCUAUUCCAGCCCCUGCGUGCACCAGUCGACGCCACUUUGCAGAUCCAAGAGGAGUACAGGGAGGACUCCGGAAAAGCUCUUAGGACUCUCGAGGCCAGUCUGCAAGAAACUUUAUUGAAGCACAAGAUCUUCUUGGCGCUCGGGGCCGAUUUUGGAAGUGAUAUACCCGGCUGGUUUCGAAUUGUGUUUGCUCAUGAUGGGAGAUAUCUGCACCUAGGUCUGGAGCGUAUGAUGGAAGCUGUUGAAGCUUUUCGUGGCCAACUAGAAGGAGAUUAUGAUAUAAAAGGUGCCACCGCGGAAAUUGCAAAGGUAUGA